Messenger RNA from Drosophila innubila, 459 nucleotides. RefSeq names its product hepatoma-derived growth factor. The transcript has a single exon. Gene Ontology annotation, biological process: regulation of transcription by RNA polymerase II. NCBI's taxonomy places the organism in Eukaryota, Metazoa, Arthropoda, Insecta, Diptera, Drosophilidae. Gene Ontology annotation, molecular function: double-stranded DNA binding; transcription coregulator activity. The record is from RefSeq and is a predicted model, not a curated record. Gene Ontology annotation, cellular component: nucleus. The coding region runs from base 1 to 459 and encodes 152 amino acids.
AUGGGUCGCAAAGGCAAGAAGUAUGUGAAACAGUUCAAUGUGGGCGACUUUGUGUUCGCCAAGGUGCGUGGUUUUCGCGCCUGGCCAGCACGCAUCCUACGGAAGGAAGUGAGGAAAAUGUAUCAUGUUUACUUCUACGGCACCUGCAACAUUGCCAAAGUUGGAAUACCCCAGCUCUUUGAGUACGAGAAGAAUAAAGUGCGCUUAGGCGAUGUGCAGAAAAGAGCAAACAGUUCAUUUAGGAGCGCCAUGGAUCAUGUACAGAAGUCCGUGAGCAAUCCUGGCCAAGACCAAGGCUACUUUCAGGCCAAGGCCGAAUUGACUAGUGAAGAUCAGGAGCUGGAAAGCGAUACAAAAUCGUCUACUGAUUCAUCAACAUCAUCGUCACUUGAACUGGAUGGUAAAAAACUUACAAAGUUCAAUUUGCCUUUUAUACACAUAACCGGGGAUUCGGAUUAA